AACACGCACACACAAUCAUACACACACAUACACACACACACACACACACACACACACACACACACACACACACAGGCAGACAGGCUGAGGGCCAGCAGCUCUAUCAAGUAGUAUCCAUGCGUAUCAGAUUAGUGAUCACAGCUUUGUCUUGGACAGCGUAGAACAGACUCACACGCUGAUGGAUUCUGGACCUCCGCUCUCUCUGUCACUCUUCAUAAGGGUGUUUAUGAUUUCCGCCACAGCAUCUGCCGUCAACCUUGAAGGGGAACUUUUCAAGGACUUGAUGAAGGGCUACAACAAGAACGUUCGACCCAUGGAGAAGAGCGGGGACAUCACUCAGGUCUACAUCAAGAUGACACUCACCAACCUCAUCUCCCUGAAUGAAAAGGAGGAGGCUCUGAUGACCAGUGUCUGGAUAGAAAUGCAAUGGUGUGACUACAGGCUCAGAUGGGACCAGCCACCCAGGUCAGCUCUGUAUGGGAACAUCACCUCUGAGCUACGAGUCCCCUCCAAGAGCAUUUGGCUGCCAGAUGUCAUCCUGGAGAACAAUGUGGAUGGACAGUUCGAGGUGGCACUUUACUGCAAUGCACUGGUGUCUCCUAACGGCUGUGUGUACUGGCUGCCACCUGCCAUCUACCGCAGUGCUUGCGCCAUCACCGUCAACUACUUUCCCUUUGACUGGCAGAACUGCACCAUGGUCUUCCGGUCUCAGACUUACAGCGCCAACGAGAUUGAACUGGUUCUCAAAGAGGAGGACAACCACACACUGGAGUGGGUGGAUAUUGAUCCAGAAGCUUUCACAGAGAAUGGUGAGUGGGUCAUCAGACACAGGCCGGCGAAGAAGGUGAUCAACACAGAGCACACUAAGGACGAGCUGGAGUAUCAGGAGGUGGUCUUCUUCCUCAUCAUCCAGCGAAAACCCCUCUUCUACAUCAUCAACAUCAUUGCUCCGUGUGUGCUCUUCUCCUCCCUCUGCCUGCUUGUCUACUACUUACCUGCCAAAGCUGGUGGUCAGAAGUGCACAAUGUCUAUUGCAACUCUUCUGGGCCAGACCGUGUUCCUCUUCCUUAUUGCUAAGAAGGUUCCAGAGACUUCAAACGCAGUGCCUCUUAUUGGAAAGUAUCUGAUGUUUGUGAUGUCAGUGACCACCAUGGUUGUGAUGAACUGUGUGAUCGUCCUCAACGUGUCCCUGAGAACCCCAAACACUCACAUAAUGACAGACAAGGUCCGAAAGAUCCUCCUCAACAUCCUGCCUCGCCUGCUGAGGAUGCAGAUGCAACCAUGGACGCCAAACCAUGGCAGCGGCUCAGAAACUGGAAAUGGUGGAACUCUGACCACAGACCGGAACAAUGUGUUCCUGGUUCCCUGUCGACGUCGCAGCUCCAUGACCCUCAUCACUAAGGCGGAGGAAUAUGUGAUGAAAACGGCUCGGUCUGAACUCAUGUUUGCCAGACUCAAAGAGAGAAAUGGAUUGAUGAAAUCAGUAUUAGAGAAGCUACAUGAUGGGCUGGAGGGGGGCACAGCUGAGCAGCUUGGUGCCAGUCUGGUGAGAGCCUCUCCAGAGCUGAAGCAGUGUGUGGCGUCCUGCAAACACAUAGCUGAGACUGCACGACAACAGAGCAACUUCCAGAAUGAAAAUGAAGAGUGGUUCUUGGUUGCCCGGGUGAUCGACAGGGUUUGCUUUAUUGUCAUGACGAUGGUGUUUUUUAUCGGCACCAUUGGGAUCUUCCUGAUGGGCCACUUCAACCAGCCCCCCUCCUCACCUUUCCCUGGCGAUCCAAAGAAGUACCUCCCUCCACUGAACAAUCUCACCGAUAUAACUGAGAAUGGGGUGGUGGCAGACUUUCUGGGCUGAACCAGGAGGAAAGAAAUCAAAGAUUCCAUCACUGCAACUAAAGUGAAAAUCUGAUGGCACCUGCCAGUGAUUUUUCACUUAUGACUGGGACACAAAGAGAAUGGAGAAGAUACAACUGUAUGUAUUUUCUGCUCUGGUGUCAGUUGCUGAUGUGGGUGUGUGGACUAUCGAAGAAGUUAAAUUGAACAUGCUUGUUCAUGGUGACAAAGGAUCCACAGCACAUACUGUUUGUGGAUGCCAUGCUUGAUUCAUCAUGAUUCAUAUGGUGUCAGAUGUAAGUUUUUGUUAAGUUGAAAAAUGUGGAAUUCAAGUCUAUGAGACAUGAGACAUUGUGUUGAUCAAACAUGUAAACAGUCAACAGCUGAGGCGAUUUACAGCCAUAUUUUCCUUAUAAAUGCUUUUAUCAAUAAAAAGUACAACUUGGGAUCACACAA
This is a messenger RNA of Lates calcarifer (barramundi perch), 2289 nucleotides long. RefSeq names its product cholinergic receptor, nicotinic, gamma (gene chrng). The transcript is spliced from 12 exons. Lineage: Eukaryota; Metazoa; Chordata; Actinopteri; Centropomidae. The coding region runs from base 179 to 1855 and encodes 558 amino acids. Gene Ontology annotation, biological process: monoatomic ion transmembrane transport; nervous system process; chemical synaptic transmission. Gene Ontology annotation, cellular component: synapse; postsynaptic membrane; neuron projection. The record is from RefSeq and is a predicted model, not a curated record. Gene Ontology annotation, molecular function: acetylcholine-gated monoatomic cation-selective channel activity; transmembrane signaling receptor activity.